Molecule: messenger RNA, 1422 nt
Organism: Cylicostephanus goldi
Lineage: Eukaryota; Metazoa; Nematoda; Chromadorea; Rhabditida; Strongylidae
Source: the annotation of a GenBank genome assembly
AUGCAGAGUGCGUCCGAGCUACUGUACCCUUACAAUUGCACGGGCAAAUCAACUUCGACUGCUCUUGGCUAUCAUCCAAACAAAUUCUGCACAGAACUUUUCCAUCGGUGCUCGCAGUUGGAUUGCUUCCGCUGGAGGCCAAGAUUUUCUUGCCGCUUGCUGCCGUUGGAGUGGCAAAUUCCGAGUUGGAGGAUCGUUCGGGGAGAUUUCUGGCAGUGGUCGAGACCGGUGAACUCAGCAUUUCAAAUGAGGUUAACCUCGCCUCGUGGUCGAUCGAUUUUAUUGAGUUUUUAUUGCGCUCAAGUAACAAAAGAAAGGACAGAAGUCGGAGGAAUCAAAAAACGCCCAUUUUCAUCAUCGUACUCCACUCAUUUGCAAGUUUUGUGUUUGGCCGCCGUUUAUCAUAUCAUGGCGUUGCGGCUCAUCUUGGAUACUCUUCCUAAACAAGUAUCGAGACGAUGGUGUAACGCUGCAAUCAUACGAACCUAUUCUAACGAGAAGCCGUUCAAAUCACUCCUGUCCGAUCAUCGAGUUGCCAGUCCCUUUGCUGACCCGGCAAGGACGAGAACAAGGCCCUUGGCUGCGGAUAAUUUGAAGUAUUUCUCUAUUGCACAGGAAGAUCCAUUGAAAGAUAAAGAGGAUGCACUUAAAAAGGCUAAAUCUGAAUCUCCUCCGAAUACGACGUCGAAACCUGUGGAGGAAGUCAAACCUGAGACAAGCAAAGAGCAGCAGGAGGAGGCUGAGAGGCUUUCGGCAAUUGAAGAGUUGAGGUUGCUGAAGGAAGCCUUAGAGGAAGAGAAAAAGAGCGUUUCUGGCUCUGAUGGACCCAAAGGAGCUGGUGACGAAGUGAGUUUAAGCUUUAUGUCUCUUUCUGAACUUCCUCAAUUUCCUCGUGGUGAAACUCCACCAUUUUCGAGUUGGCAGCACACAUUCGACGAAGAUGCCGAAAAGGAGAAGCGUCGUAAACGCCUAGAGCGCAACACUCGAAUAGGUGGAAUCAUAUUAUUCGGAAGCAGCGUUGCUGGUCUUGUUGCGUUCUGCUUAUACUAUGGUCGCAGCAAGCGAGACCAGGCAGGAAAUGUUAUUCCAGACGAGUUUACUGGCUCAUUUUUCGCACCUUUCUAUCGCAUUGCCCAUAGCUUUAGGUUAUGGAGAGAUUUCGUGGUUGAGCCAGCUAGAGAGCAGCUUCUUCCUGAUCCACUUCCUCAUCCUUACAUCCAACCAAGAUACACUUUGGUUAUCGAGAUGAAGAAUGUUCUGGUACAUCCCGACUGGACCUACAAAACUGGAUAUAGAUUUGCCAAGCGACCAGCUCUCGAGUAUUUCCUUGAUGUUGUUGGUUAUCCAAACUUUGAGGUAAACCGUUGUGAUCUACACGAGCGAGGCUAUGAUGACUGCUCAUCCGGUAGUCGACAGUUUUGA